UCACAAACAAGUCGGUUGUCUUUUCGCUGGUGGAGGAGUGUAAUUCUUGGCCGCGCUUUUGUUUUUGUUGUUUGCGUGGCGUUGUGUUUAUAACAAUAACAACAAGUGACUAUCACUGGAAGAUAUGUUGUCUUCAAGUAGCUAAGCAUAUGGCUGGCUAAAAAACAAAAAAACACAAGGUUAGAACCCUUUCUUGGUCGAAAUACGAGACUGUCCUCCGGGGUUACUUCAUUUGGGCUGCUAUUUUGGCCACCUCCCAGUUCCUUCGAAAUGGUUCGGUGGAGCGCGCGGUCGCGGCGCCAAGCUCGUCAGGAUAAAGUGGAGCUAUUGGCCAGCAACAACAAAGUGAAUGGCGAGGACGAUACGUCCGAUAACGCCGCCUUUCGCAACUCGACUGACCUAUCCGACCACGAUGAGAUCUUCCUCAAGGGACUGCUGCGUAGUAACUCCAACACGCCCCACAAGGAACUGAUGCUGAAUCCGACCGAGCCGCAGCCAGUGCCACUAUUCCUGCCCGCUCAUCUGAACAACAAGCCCAUCUGCGACGACAUCAUCCGCAAGUUCUCACCCUCGAGGCGCCUGGAGUCGCGAGAGCUCGCUAAACUUCUCGCCCAGCCGCAUUUUCGUGCUCUUUUGCGCGCCCAUGAUGAGAUAGGAGCACUCUACGAGCAACGACUUAAAGCUGCCGGGGGAUCCACCAGCCAACUAGAGAUCGCCAGCCAACGCCAAUCGGGAGGCUACCUGUUCACCGAGGACGUCCUCAACACCAAGAUGCCAGUGGAGACCAUCAAGAUGGUGGGUCUGCGCCGAGAUCCCAGCAAGCCGCUCGGCCUGACCGUCGAACUGGACGAGUUCAAGCAGCUGGUGGUGGCCAGGAUUCUGGCGGGCGGGGUGAUCGACAAACAGAGCAUGCUGCACGUGGGCGAUGUCAUCCUGGAGGUGAACGGCACGCCCGUUCGCACUCCCGACGAGCUGCAGGUGGAGGUGUCGCGGGCCAAGGAGAAUCUCACCCUCAAGAUCGGGCCCAACGUGGACGAGGAGAUCAAGAGCGGGCGCUACACUGUGAGUGGGGGUCAGGUAAAACAGAAUGGCAUCGCGAGUCUCGAGACGGGCAAGAAACUGACGUGCUACAUGCGUGCACUCUUCACAUACAAUCCUUCCGAAGAUUCCUUGCUGCCGUGCAGGGAUAUUGGAUUGCCCUUCAAGUCGGGCGACAUUUUGCAGAUCAUCAACGUAAAGGAUCCCAACUGGUGGCAGGCCAAGAACAUUACUGCCGAAUCUGACAAGAUUGGACUCAUACCAUCCCAGGAGCUGGAGGAGCGGCGCAAAGCCUUUGUGGCCCCCGAGGCGGACUACGUUCACAAGAUUGGCAUUUGCGGAACAAGGAUCUCGAAGCGAAAGCGCAAGACCAUGUACCGAUCGGUGGCCAACUGCGAGUUCGACAAGGCGGAGCUGCUGCUCUAUGAGGAGGUCACGCGGAUGCCGCCGUUCCGCAGGAAAACCCUGGUUCUCAUCGGCGUUUCCGGGGUGGGAAGACGAACGCUCAAGAAUCGGCUGAUCAACAGCGAUGUGGACAAGUUCGGAGCGGUCAUUCCACAUACCAGUCGCCCCAAGCGCGCCUUGGAGGAGAACGGCAGUAGCUACUGGUUCAUGGACCGCGAGGAGAUGGAAGAGGCCGUGCGGAACAACGAGUUCCUGGAGUACGGCGAGCACAAUGGCAAUCUGUACGGCACCCAUUUGCAGUCCAUCAAGGACGUGAUCAACAGUGGGCGCAUGUGCAUCCUGGAUUGUGCCCCGAAUGCCCUGAAGAUCCUGCACAACAGCCAGGAACUGAUGCCUUUUGUCAUCUUCGUGGCAGCGCCGGGCAUGGAGCAGCUCAAGACCAUCUAUGCGGAUCGCAGGGCCACGGGCUCCAACCGGAAUUUAUCUUUUGAUCGCCAGAGUUCCAUAAGAUUCAGCUCCAGACGCGCCCGUACUCUCGAGUCCCUAGCGUCGCUGUAUGAGGACGACGACCUGGUCGCCACCGUCGAGGAGAGCAGCUUCGUCCAGCGCAAGUACGAGAAAUACUUCGACAUGGUCAUCGUGAACGAGGACUUCGAUGAGACGUUCCGUCAGGUGGUGGAGACGCUGGAUCAGAUGAGCCACGAGGAGCAGUGGGUGCCUGUCAACUGGAUCUACUAGAAUCGAGACUCCACCCAUAACCCUUUGCAAUUUCGCCUUCUUGCAUAUAGAAGAAUAUAUACUACAAAAAUCGAAUGCCUAUCAUCACAAUUAAAGGGAUAAUUCCAGUAAUUGGAGCUUAAACUCGCAACACAAUGCAAAUCUAGCGAAUAGCAUUUAAAACGCUACCGAUUUCAAUAUUUAUUGUUGAUUAGAUGUUUUGCUUGAGGAAUGUAUAAUGCGUUUUCUUAACUAUGUUUAUCUCAAUUACUGUUAUUUUCCUCUUUAAAUAUAAAUCAUGUAUAUAUGCAAUGUUUGUAUAAGUUGAAAUGCGCCCUCCGUUUACAAUUCAGUUUUCCUUAAGUAUAAGCCUAAUUUUACGAAACGAAUUCGUCCAUUUUACCAUCUCUUGUUUUAUUUUUACAAAUAAUGAAUGAUGUCAACGCAUAUCUCUUCGGUUUAUUAUUUUAACGAAUCUCCUCAGUACAACAACCUUCUGCCAAUAUUUUCGUGUAGUUUUAGAUUUGUUUGAAUAAAAUGUGUAAGUUUAACGAAUUAGUUAAAUGUAUUGAUGUGAAGUAAAACAAACGAAAUACGAAUAAAUUUGGCUCAAAGAAA
This is a messenger RNA of Drosophila mauritiana, 2778 nucleotides long. RefSeq names its product MAGUK p55 subfamily member 6 (gene vari). The record is from RefSeq and is a predicted model, not a curated record. The transcript is spliced from 10 exons. Bases 271 to 2181 code for a protein of 636 amino acids. Gene Ontology annotation, molecular function: protein binding. Gene Ontology annotation, cellular component: cell-cell junction; plasma membrane. NCBI's taxonomy places the organism in Eukaryota, Metazoa, Arthropoda, Insecta, Diptera, Drosophilidae.